GAUUUUGAAUAACCGUUUAGAGACACCGCGAGGCUCCCGUGGUUUCCAAUACUCACCGACACCUUCGGCACCUUCGUCUCGCCGGAGAGGUAAGCGCUCUCAAAGAAGGUCGUAUCCCGGACAUCCCGGUUCCCGAGCCGCCGAUGCCACGUCAAGUGCAUACGUUGCAUUAGCAACGAAAACUAACAACGAGACUCGCCCGCGUGUAACGUUGUCAAGCUACGGUGUACGAGAUUUAUUUAUAUUUCACUCCAUAAAUUGCCUAUUGUCAGGAUUAUUGUCGGACCGCCACGGAGUGUAAGCGUCAACUAUGCUCGAAACGGAUAAGGAAAACGACAAGACUUGUGAAUCGGACACUCGCACAUCGAAAACGGUCGUCAGCUUCAGCCGCUUGCACAUUUCCGACAAAGUGCUGACGGACGUCGCAGCAUCGAGGAACGUGGCAAGUGCGAAUGACUACGGGAAGGGUAGCUCGGGCGUUUGCUCCACGACAGACACCAGAAACGAGAAUCAACAUGAGGACGUCAAUAGUGCCAAGAAGUCCAGCGAGUUGAUGCCACCACCUAGAGUGCCAGUAGCGUCCAAGUCGGUAGAUUCCACCCAGCCUCAACAGAAGCCCGACAGCGAGGGCAGCGAAGGGGCGAAGGACAGCAAGACUGGAGACGCGCACAAGGAGAAUCAGGGCAAGAAGAGAUGGGUGUUGACAGACUUCGAUAUCGGCCGGCCGUUGGGCAAAGGGAAAUUUGGUAACGUAUACUUGGCUAGGGAGAAAAGGUCGAAGUUUAUAAUAGCUAUGAAGGUGCUGUACAAGUCGCAGAUCGAGAACGCAAACAUCUCGCAUCAAGUACGGAGAGAAAUCGAGAUCCAGACCCACUUGAGGCAUCCAAAUAUUUUGAGGAUGUACGGAUACUUCUACGACGAGAGUCGAAUUUAUUUGAUACUAGAGUACGCGCCGAAAGGCGAGCUUUACAAAGAAUUGAGUGCCCAGCCCGAUAAACGAUUUGACGAAGAAAGGACAGCCAAUUACAUAGCUCAAUUAGCAGACGCAUUGAAGUACUGUCACAGCAAGAGCGUUAUCCAUCGUGACAUCAAGCCUGAGAAUUUACUCCUCGGAAUGAAUGGGGAACUAAAGAUCGCCGACUUCGGAUGGUCGGUGCACGCCCCUUCCUCCCGAAGGGAUACCUUGUGCGGCACCUUGGAUUACUUGCCGCCCGAAAUGGUGUCCGGGAAAACGCACAAUCAUACGGUCGACUUCUGGAGCGUCGGGGUGCUGUGUUACGAAUGCUUGGUUGGCAAACCUCCAUUUUAUGCGGCAAGUAACGAUGAGACUUACGUAAACAUAAAAAGAUUGCGAUACACGUUCCCGAGUUUCGUCAGCGAGGACGCGAGAGAUUUAAUUUCAAAGUUGAUAGUUAUUGAUCCUGAAAAGAGACUGAAUAUGGACGGCGUUCUUAAGCAUCCUUGGAUUGUGAAAAAUCGCAAAAAGGAUAAGGCGUAACGUCUCUAGUUAAUUUUCAACCAUCGCCUGGCAAAUCCAGCCGAGAAAUUGGGCAAUUCAUAUCGACACGUCAUCAUAAUUAUCUAUUUAAAAUAUCCCUUUAUUUAGAUUAAUAUAGAUAGAAUGGUUUUGGGAUAACGAACAGUUUUAGCUUAUACGCUUUGUCUAAGUGAGAGACGACUUAUUUACACGACUCGUGCCAUUUCCAUAUGUAUAUGCUAUUUUUCCACAAAUCUUCACGAUCGACUUAUUAUCGAGAUUUUUCAAAUAGAGUAUAAUAAAGGGCCCCACAUAAGAUUGAUUGUAUUUUAAAAGACAUUUAUUUGUACACAUAAUUAAAGCUACAGUUACACAUAAAAAAAAA
This is a messenger RNA of Vollenhovia emeryi, 1862 nucleotides long. RefSeq names its product aurora kinase C-like. Gene Ontology annotation, biological process: mitotic spindle organization; regulation of cytokinesis; protein phosphorylation. Gene Ontology annotation, molecular function: ATP binding; protein kinase activity. The transcript is spliced from 4 exons. Lineage: Eukaryota; Metazoa; Arthropoda; Insecta; Hymenoptera; Formicidae. The record is from RefSeq and is a predicted model, not a curated record. Gene Ontology annotation, cellular component: chromosome passenger complex; spindle microtubule; spindle pole centrosome. Bases 311 to 1498 code for a protein of 395 amino acids.